AAUUUUCUGAACUUAAGUAGUUUUUUUGAAAUCAUUUGAAAGUAUUUUUUGGAAUUUCUACGUUCAAAAUUCCGCUGUCGAGUCUCGAUAUGUUUGAUACAACUCUUUUCGAGUUUAAUCAUUAAUUGUCGUAUACGAAUGUAAACCUAACCUUGAUCACUUGCAAAACAAUAAUAUUGCUAAAUCAUACCCAAGAAUAGUCACGAAAAUCAGAAAAUGACCAGUAAAGUGAAGUGUUUUGUGCGUGAUUGUGGAAAUUCAAGUGAUUCCACACCGGGAAAAAUAUUUUUUACAGUUCCUAAAGGGGAAAGGAGGAGGCUAUGGUUGCAGAUGGCCCGAAGUCAGUGCACUUCUUUGCAGUCCUCUCUUCGCUGCUGUGAAGAUCAUUUUGAUGUAGAAAAGGAUGUUGAAAAUUGGAUCCAGAAUAAGGUGAUGAUGGAAAGCGGGUUGAAACCAUUUCCUUGGGUCCUCAGGAAAGAUGUGACUCCCCAUUUGUUUGACUGUCAGAAGGACCGUAAAAGGUCUCACACACUUUCAAUCAGGUCUGCCGUAGAGAAGAGGAAGAGAAUGGAAGUCCUAAAGGACAUAUCAAAUACAGAUGCUGGAAGGUCUGAUGUAGGAGCGGCAGCUUUGGAGUAUCCAGUAACAGAGCCUCUGGAAACAAAUGUGGAGCCUGCGGUUCCAUUGCAAGUGAUUAAUGAUGUAUCAGCCUUUGUUGAUGACCUGUCUGUUAAUGACAUUUCUGUGGAAUGUCAUGUUGAGAUCCAUACAAAUUUAGAACCUGCCCACAAUACAGCAGCAGCACUUCCAGAGACUGUCAUAAAUUCCACUCCUGAAUAUCGUUGUGAAGCUCGAAAGACAGUACGAGAUACCCAGACUCAGGUAACACAAUCAUUCAUUUACAUUUGCAAUCAAUCACUGCUACCCAAAAAUCACUGUAAAAAUGAAGUUUAG
Molecule: messenger RNA, 954 nt
Organism: Bemisia tabaci
Lineage: Eukaryota; Metazoa; Arthropoda; Insecta; Hemiptera; Aleyrodidae
Source: RefSeq, a predicted model, not a curated record